GGGUAGAAACACUCAAGACAGAUUUUACAGACAGAUCAGGGGUGGACAUUCAAUUCCUCUGCUCUGAUUGCCACAGAAUAGCUCUUUUCUUUCUGCCUUAGUUCUCUGUAAGUGUGUUUAUUCUCUGGGCAAACAGAAGAGCUGUGUGGCCACAGGAAUUCCAGGUCACAAGGAUUCCUCCGGCAAGCAUGACUUCACCUGUGACAGGUUCAUUUCCUCUCCAGCAAUGAGACCAGUGGCAUUGACUUCAAGAGGAACCGAAGACAUUAACAGAGACUUUUGCCAUUUUAGACUAUUUGGGGGAGCAUAGAGUUUAUUUGAACAUGAUGGGGUUGUUUUCAGUGGAACAGAGUGCCGUUCUGGUGGUGGCCACUCUUUUUGGGACGUACCAGUUUGCUAAAGGGGGGUGUUCAGGAAGGUGCUGUCAAGGCACAGAUUCCACCUGUGUUACUACAGACUGGAGGAUGGGCCGUGUCUAUGGGACAUGUUAUUGUGAUGAGAGGUGUUUAAAGACUAAAGAUUGUUGCUUUGACUACCCAACAGAGUGUCCAGCUCAGCCGUGUGUGGUGAGUGAGUGGAGUCACUGGAGCGGGUGCGCUCAGCACUGCCAGCCCUCAUUCCGGGUCCGGAGACGCAGUGUUGAGAGACUGCCCCAAAAUAGUGGGCAGGCCUGUCCAAGGCUGGAGGAACAGGCAGGAUGCAUGGAGUAUCAGGACCGCCAGGGACAGUUUUGCACUUCUGUGCAAGGAGCAGCAUUCAUAAUAGCAAUGGAUUACAGCAAAGGCAGAACUCACAAUUUGUAUAGGGCUCCAACAGAUGCUGGUUUCUGUAUGGAGUUCAAGAUGGAGUUUCUGACACCGCAGUGCAUGGUGGAGAACAGACCCUACACGCGCUGGAUGCAGUACUUGAGGGAAGGCUACAGUGUCUGUGUGGCCUGUCAACCUCCGGCGAUGAACAACCACAGUUGGAGUUGCCAAGGAGACGGCAACCUAGCUGAGAGGGAUGAGCUUCUACACUGGCAGGCGGUGGGAAGCCCUCGCUGCAGAGGAACAUGGAGGAAAGUGCAGAGACUACAGCACUGCUCCUGUCCACAAGUGCACAGCUUCAUUUUCAUUUAAACAUAAGAUGCUUCUUCAACCCCCUUGAUAAAAUACAUCAGUGAACAAUAUAUCCUCUUACAUAUGUACAACAUACUUUCAAAUACUAUUAUUGCUGCUGCAAAUAUAACAUACAUGAAAUAGCUGGCAUAUAGCAUACAUGAAUCACCUUGUAGCAGAUCUAUACAGGUGGAACUGGGGAAGGUGGAGGGUUUCUGAAGCAAGCUCCAACUGCUAUGGCAACUGCUAGUCAUAUAUUUGAAUGUUGAGCAGCAAACUCAUUGGCUACUGAGACAGGAGGGAACCAAUCAGCUGUGCCAUGUGAUAAUGAUGUCAUUAGGUCAGAUUGAGUUAGACCUAUCGGACUGCGCCAUCUAGAGUUUUGUGCCAGAACUCUGUAUUUAUAGGUAUGAUAGGUGCUCCAGGUG
Molecule: messenger RNA, 1525 nt
Organism: Carassius carassius (crucian carp)
Lineage: Eukaryota; Metazoa; Chordata; Actinopteri; Cypriniformes; Cyprinidae
Product: somatomedin-B and thrombospondin type-1 domain-containing protein-like
Exons: 5
Coding region: 324-1118 (264 amino acids)
Source: RefSeq, a predicted model, not a curated record